UCUCUAUCUCUGUCAAAUAAAUAAAUAAAAUCUUUAAAAAAAAAAAAAAGAGGAUCAUAUGGGACACUGCCACCACACCAUCCAGACCCAUCAGACACUGCCCACCCCCUUCCCCUGGGGGGGGGGGGGGGGGCUCUUGUGCCCCAGUCCAGUAAAGAGCCUGGGGAAGAUCAGACAAGUAGGCUCAGUCACUCAGUAGCCACUCCUCGGACAGCUGGAGGCAGCCCAGCUCUAUGAUAGCCCCUGGCUUCAGAAAAGGAGCUAAUCCAAGGGAAGGGGGCCUCAAAACAAGAGCAUGUCUUACCCACUCUGUAUCUUCACUUGGAUCUCCCACACCAUUCAGUCACUCCCCAAAUCUUCUGGAAAACAGAAGGAAUCUAGGACAGGGCAGGUGACAAGAGAAGGGCAGGAAAGUUGAGGGGGAAAAAGGAACAAAAGAACAAAGUCUUGAGAAACACCUGGUUCACUCUUUUCCUUUUCUUCCUGGUGGGCCAGUGGGGGUCAUUAGAUCAGGGAAGAAGGUACCGUCAGAGUGAAUGUAGCCCAGAGACGGGGUCUUGCAGUGGCUGAGGGUUGGGGUCUUUCUGAGAGAAGAGAAAACUGUAGUCCACUGGCCUGAGACGAGCCUGUUAGAGUCUGGGCUGCUCUUUGCUCUGCAUCCCUAACCCCCUCCUCCUAGCAGGGUGGGCACCGGUUGGCACCACGGAGACCCAUACAUGGGAGGAGAACAAUAGAGAAGAUGGGGGCUGACUUGGAGAUUGACCUGGGCGGGACACUUACAGACUUACCCUGGACGGUGCUGAUGGUGGAGAUGGAGUGCCUAAGAGUUGGGGUGGGGGAGCACCGUUUCUUCCCAGUGGGUCCUUUCUGGCCCUCCUCCCUCCUCUCCCCCAGGACCCGUGGCUUCAGGUUUAGGGGUUAGUGUUGCUGGAGAACCAGCCUCCCUCCCCGCACUUCCCAGCUCACCCUUUCACCGGGUUCCUCCCCCGAGCUGCAAAGAGGAGGGGGCGGGGGUAGGGGGAGCCAAUCCCGGCAGCGCCAAAGGGGGGAGGCGGCGGUGACAGCCGCGGGGAGGGGGCGGGAGGAGAGAGGCGGCUUGGCUCUGGCUCCUUGCUUAGCUCCGCUCUGCCUCCGGCUCUGCGCUCACCUACUGCCCAAGCCUCCCGCUCCUGCCCCAGGACCCCCAGCGGGACCCCAGUCCAUCCCAGACUCAGCCCCAGCCCAGACAGCGUGCAACGCCACCAGGGGGCGCCGUGUGAGCGCCCUAUCUUGGCCACCCGGCGCCCCCUCCCACGGCCCAGGCGGGACGGGACGGGGGCGCCGGGGGCCAUGCGGGGCCAGGGCCGCAAGGAGAGUUUGUCCGAUUCCCGAGACCUGGACGGAUCCUAUGACCAGCUCACAGGCCACCCUCCAGGGCCCACUAAAAAAGCGCUGAAGCAGCGGUUCCUCAAGCUGCUGCCUUGCUGCGGGCCCCAGGCCCUGCCCUCAGUCAGUGAAAGCAAGAUGGGUGGGUCGGUGGUUUUGAAGAGGGUUCGUGGAGGCCGGGCCCGGCCAGAGGGUCUGGAGCAGCUGCAGGAGCAAACCAAGUUCACGCGCAAGGAAUUGCAGGUCCUGUACCGGGGCUUCAAGAAUGAAUGUCCCAGCGGAAUUGUCAAUGAGGAGAACUUCAAGCAGAUUUACUCUCAGUUCUUUCCUCAAGGAGACUCCAGCACAUAUGCCACUUUUCUCUUCAAUGCCUUUGACACCAACCAUGACGGCUCAGUCAGUUUUGAGGACUUUGUGGCUGGUUUGUCGGUGAUUCUUCGGGGAACCAUAGACGACAGACUAAACUGGGCCUUCAACUUGUAUGACCUCAACAAGGAUGGCUGCAUCACCAAGGAGGAAAUGCUUGAUAUCAUGAAAUCCAUCUAUGACAUGAUGGGCAAGUAUACAUAUCCUGCACUCCGAGAGGAGGCCCCAAGGGAGCACGUGGAGAGCUUCUUCCAGAAGAUGGACAGGAACAAGGAUGGAGUGGUGACCAUUGAGGAAUUCAUUGAGUCUUGCCAGAAGGACGAGAACAUCAUGAGGUCCAUGCAGCUCUUUGACAAUGUCAUCUAGCUCCCCAGGAAAGGGGGUCAGUUGUCCUGGGGGGACCAUAUUCUAGCCCUAGUCCAGGUGGAACUCACCCGUCUCUUCCCAGGUCUGUCCUCAUCCUCGCCCAGCCCUGAGGGCUGUAGGAAUCUAAGAGCCUGGGGAUUCAGUGGUCCAGACUGCUGGAGCUAAAGGGGCCAGGGCGUGGGCAGAGUGUAUCUGUGGGGUGUUCCCAACUCCCAACAGCUCCUAUCCCCUUCCUGCCUGACACUCAGUGCUGAGGGUACCCCUGCUAUAGGAAAUAAAUGGUUCUCCACCUUCCAUCCCCACUCUAGAAACUAUGACACUAGACAAAAUGUCUCCUGCUAUGGUGCUUUUCCUAUCCCUGAUCUCAUUUCCUUCUCAGAGAGUCUGCUCUAUCCAUGGCACUGACUGGCCUUUCAGACCUUUGAGAGCCUUGUAGGAGGGGGACAAGAAUGUAGAAGGAGAAAUCUUAGGCCUGAGCCAGGUGGUUAGGUCAUAGGUGGCUGGGGUAGAGUGUAGAAAGGCCUGGAGAUUGUCAGUGACAGCUCUGACACUCUGAGCCCCAUAGGUCUGCCACCCCAGGUUAUCAGAAUAUGAGUUCCAGGCCCUUCAGAAGACACUGUCUCCUUGGAAAUGCCACAGAAAUUUCCAUACUCUCCUCAGUAUUCCAGGAGAGCCUGGGAUCCUGAUGUCUGCCUCAUGCCUGGAAUUCCUUCCUCUCCUUCCCUCCUGUUUGUGUGGGUGGUGGCAACAGUGGUGGGAGAUGUCCCAGUUGAUACCUGCCAAAGUUUCAGUCUACUCCUCUCCGAUUGCUACAACUUAAGUUUUCAUUUGCCAUUUCUUCUAGACUUGGGGGCAUGGAGUGAGUCAGGGACCAUCCAGUGGAUGCCUUAAAAGAAAGGGGAAGGAGGGAGGCAAGCAUAGCAUCUGAACCCAGUGAGGAGGCGUUCACUAGAAUUUUUUAUCUACCCAGGCUCUAUUCCAACCCCCCACAUAGCCUCCUCAGUUCCUACUUAGGGUGUCCUCUUGCUCUAUUCAGUCUACCCAGAGAUGCCCCUGUACACACCUAGAAGGCGGGGACCGCUCUUGCCAUGCUGCCGCCCUUUAAUGUACCUGCUCGUUCCAUUUAGCUCACCCUCCCACUCAGUCAGGAUCUGAGGGAAAGGGCCAUGAGGGAGCCCCCUUUCCCAUCAGAACACUGUUGACUGCUUUGCAUUUUUGGCUCCUCUGUAUAUUUUGUAAAGUAAAAAAAUACACCGAUCCAAUAAAACACAAUGGCUAUGCACAGG
Molecule: messenger RNA, 3383 nt
Organism: Ailuropoda melanoleuca (giant panda)
Lineage: Eukaryota; Metazoa; Chordata; Mammalia; Carnivora; Ursidae
Gene: KCNIP2
Product: potassium voltage-gated channel interacting protein 2
Exons: 9
Coding region: 1330-2097 (255 amino acids)
Biological process (GO): regulation of potassium ion transmembrane transport
Cellular component (GO): voltage-gated potassium channel complex
Molecular function (GO): potassium channel regulator activity; calcium ion binding
Source: RefSeq, a predicted model, not a curated record